Chenopodium quinoa (quinoa) is the source of this 3457-nucleotide messenger RNA. RefSeq names its product disease resistance protein RGA2-like. Gene Ontology annotation, biological process: defense response to other organism. Lineage: Eukaryota; Viridiplantae; Streptophyta; Magnoliopsida; Caryophyllales; Amaranthaceae. The transcript has a single exon. Gene Ontology annotation, molecular function: ADP binding; protein binding. The record is from RefSeq and is a predicted model, not a curated record. The coding region runs from base 1 to 3411 and encodes 1136 amino acids.
AUGAAUUUUGGAACAUUGUCUGUUGUCCAAACUCUCCUUGAAGCACUGCAAUGUUCUCAACUCAAAGAUGUCUGCUCCAUCUUAGGUUACAAGUCAGAACUCGAUCACCUCUGUGACACGGUCUCUGCUGUCAAGGCUAUGAUCCACAAUGCAGGUGCCCUGCUAGAGGUCCCCCAUGAAGCACAGCUAUUGAUUCAGGAGCUCAAGGAUGUGAUUUAUGAUGCUCAUGAUUUGCUUGAUGAGUUUGUUACUCUUUCUGAGCAGAAGCAGCUCAUAGAAGAUGGCAAAGUUUCUGAAGAGGUGUGUCUCUUUUUCUCUCGUUUCAGCCUGUUUGGUGUUGCUUACAAAAUGUCUCAAGGAGUUCAGAAGAUCAGAGAGAAGUUAGACACUGUUGCUCGUAAUGAUAAUAAGUUUGGCUUUAGUCUUGAGUUCUUACCCAUCAGGAGGAGAAGAGAGAAAACUCGUUCGAAUGUCGGUGCAGAUUAUAUUAUUGGGAGAGAGGAUGAUGUCUUCAAAAUUUUAGGUAUGUUGCUUGAUUCAGAUGAUGCUCACCAGGGUGUUAAAUUCCUUAGUAUUGUGGGACCUGGAGGAUUGGGCAAAACUGCUCUUGCCCGACUGGUGUAUAACCAUGAAAGGGUUGUAAGUGCAUUUUCUCUGAGGUUGUGGACUUGUGUCUCUGACCAAGAUCAGAAACAGUUCGACAUGAAGGAAAUUUUUAAAAAGAUUUUAAGAUCUUGUUCACAGCAGAAGCAUGAUGGCCCAGCAGAUCAGACGCAAGACCAACUUAUGGAGCAAGUGGCAGGAAGGAAAUUCUUGCUAAUUUUAGAUGAUGUAUGGACUGAGAAUCUUGAUCAAUGGCUUAAGUUGGCAGAAUUCUUUAUGGAAGGUAGAAGAGGAUGUUGGAUUGUGGUAACAACACGUUCCAGAGAGACAACAAAAAUUAUAGGAAAUGGUCCUGUAUAUGAGUUGCAAGGCUUAUCAGAAGAGAACUCCUGGGGUUUGUUUGAAAAAAUGGCAUUUGAACAAGAAAUUCCCCCAGAUGACUUAGUCAAGAUUGGGCGAAAAAUCAUUGAAGGAUGUGCUGGCGUACCUCUUGCUAUAAGGGUGGUAGGAAGUCUUCUAUAUGGUCAAGGCAAGAGUAAGUGGAUUUCAAUUCAGGAGUUUGGACUAGCAGACAUCAGAAACAGCAAAGACAUCAUGCCGCUAUUGAAGUUUAGUUAUUGUCACCUUGGAUCUUCGUUGAAGAGUUGCUUCAGUUAUUGUGCAUUGUUUCCUAAAGAUUUUGAGAUAGAAAAGGAGUGGUUGGUUAGCCUUUGGAUGGCACAAGGCUUUGUUGUCCCAUUAGAUGAAUGUCAAAGCAUAGAAGACGCUGGUGAAGAAUAUUUUUCAAUGUUGUUACAGAGAUGUUUUUUUCAAGAUAUACAAAUUGAUGAAUAUGGUGAGGUUGUCUCGUGUAAGAUAAAUGCUCUCAUGCAUGAUAUUGCUGAAGAAUCUGCAGGAGAGGAGAUAAGUGUAGCGAAUCCUUUCACCUGCAACAUGGAUGGAAAAGCUCACCAUCUAUCCGUUAUGAGAAGCAAAUGUACAGUUAAUUUUUUCAGCAAGAGUCAAAUUCGUACCUAUCUUCAGGUUGGCAGGGUGGACCAGUUAUCUACAGAUCAAUUACUGGAAAAUAUGACUUGCCUAAGAUCAUUGGUCUUGAAGGAUUCGGGCAUUCAAAGUCUACCGAAUUCAAUUGAUAAAUUACUACAUUUGAGAUGUCUAGACCUCUCGGACAAUGUAAUUCUGGAAGUGCUUCCUGAAUCAAUUACAAACCUCCAUAAUUUGCAGACAUUAGUAUUAAGAUCCUGCAUCAGAUUAAAAGCGUUGCCAAAAGAUUUGAGCAAGUUGGUUAAGCUCAGGGUAUUGGAUGUAGCGGAAUGUUAUAGGAUUACUUCCAUACCUUCAGACUUGGGUAAGCUGACUUGUCUUCACACACUGACUAAGUUUCCUGUGACAGCAAGUUCAAGUCUAAAGCAAUGCUCUGAUCAACUAGAAGGCCUAAAAGCUCUUAAAAACCUCAAAGGACAACUUGAAAUGCAUAUCCAACUUUCCAAGAAUCUGAAAUAUGUUAGGCAAGACGAUAUGGAAGUAUCGUAUCUAAGGAGCAAGGAUCGUCUCAAUUAUAUUCGGUUUUGUAUUGAACGUGUAGAGAGUGAUGCAAGCAUUGUUUAUGAAGAAGCCAUGCUAGAAGACCUGCAGCCACAUUCGAAUCUCAAGCGAUUGGUGUUAUUUGGGUAUCACUGUGUAAGAAUGCCAGGUUGGGCAAGGGAUUAUAGCUUGGCAACCUUCCUCCCAAAUCUUGUUAGGUUAGAACUAUCAUAUUGUCAUAACUUGAAAUACCUUCCUAUUCUUGCAAGCCUGUAUCAUCUGAAAUUCCUCUCUAUUUUCUACCUGCCAAAUUUGGAGUACAUGGAUUCUUUUGAGCCAGGGUUAAGUGAACAAAAUCUCCUUUUCUUUCAUUGUCUUGAAGAGCUUCGGUUAUGCAAGCUGCCAAACUUGAAAGCAUGGCAUAAAGAAGAGGUGGUAGGAGAUUAUCUGCGCGUUGGUGGCAUCCGAAAGCAAACAUCUCUAUCAUCAUUUCCCUGUUUUCCGCAGUUGAAAUUAUUGCAUGUACGAGAAUGCCCGGGAAUGACCUCAGUUCUGUUGUGUCCAAUGAUUGAAGAUCUGGAACUGUACAUUUUUAAUAGAACACUGCAAAUAAGUGUGAUAAGAAAGAGUUGGGAUGAGAAAUGGGAGGUCACUUCAUCCUCUUGUCAAUCAUCAUCACUGUCAGAUGCUAAAAUUUUGAGUCUUCCUAAACUACAAUCCCUGAAUACAGAUAACAUAGAAUGGUACAAAUCGCUCCCAACAGAAGUUUUCCAGUGUCUUAAUCGUAUUUGUAUAUACUGGGACAAGGAGCUGGAGAGUUUGUCACAAGUUGAGGAGGUUUUUCAUAGCUGCUCGUCUUCUCUGCAAAUCCUGAUAAUAUGCCUUUGUCCUGAACUAAGAAGUCUUUCUGGAGGGUUGAAGCAUCUCACCGCCUUGGAAACACUGGUUUUAGAAUAUAUACCCAAUCUCUUCACCAGCCCUGAAUCAGAAGAGGAAGAUGGAAUACCAUGGAGAUCCCUUCAUCAAUGCCUCCGUUCCUUGGAAUUGAGGGAACUCCCAAAGCUGGUGAAUCUACCAACAGGAAUGCAGUACUUAACUAACCUCCGUAUCCUUAGAAUUUGGGAGUGUGAAGAGUUGCACUCCCUACCUGCUUGGUUACAGAAACUUACUUCUCUGAGGCAGCUAGAUGUUCGAGGCUGUCCUCACCUGUAUGAAAGAUGUCAAAAUCCGAAUGGGGAGGAUUGGUCCAACAUUCAACACAUCCCACAUGUUUCAAUUAGAUAGUGAUCGAAUCACUUCAGUACUUCUGCUGCUAUUAGCAGGUCUAGUU